Messenger RNA from Parnassius apollo (apollo), 417 nucleotides. Lineage: Eukaryota; Metazoa; Arthropoda; Insecta; Lepidoptera; Papilionidae. The record is from the annotation of a GenBank genome assembly.
AUGUCUGGACGUGAUAUUGACAAUCUUACGAAACGUGCCAAAUCUAAGUCUCGCAGCGAACGCGCCGGUCUAACUUUCCCUGUUGGAAGAGUGCACAGGAUCCUACGUAAAGGCAAUUAUGCAAGGCGUAUUGGGUGCGGCUCGUCGGUGUACUUAACAGCAGCGCUAGAGUAUUUGGCCGCAGAAAUUUUAGAAUUGGCCGCAAAGGCUGCAACUGACAAUGGUAAAAAUAGAAUAUCUCCUCGCCAUAUUUUGUUGGCCGUGAAAAAUGACGAUGAGCUAAAUAAAAUGCUUGAAGGUGUUACGAUUUCACAAGGGGGUGUCAUACCAAGAAUCCAUCAAGAGCUCCUGCCAAAAAAGACUGAUAAGAAAGCAAACAAAUCUCAUGCUACAAAUGGUUCUUCCCAAGAAUAUUGA